Aspergillus glaucus CBS 516.65 is the source of this 1752-nucleotide messenger RNA. RefSeq names its product putative ethanolamine kinase. The record is from RefSeq and is a predicted model, not a curated record. Gene Ontology annotation, biological process: phosphatidylcholine biosynthetic process; phosphatidylethanolamine biosynthetic process. Gene Ontology annotation, cellular component: cytoplasm. NCBI's taxonomy places the organism in Eukaryota, Fungi, Ascomycota, Eurotiomycetes, Eurotiales, Aspergillaceae. Gene Ontology annotation, molecular function: choline kinase activity; ethanolamine kinase activity. The transcript is spliced from 5 exons. Bases 226 to 1500 code for a protein of 424 amino acids.
CAGACGGGUUGUUGAUCGCAGGUGGGUUGGCUGCUUUCCCAUAGUAUCAUGCUUGCAAUUCCCGGAAAAGUUGACGCUGUCUUAUUGGACAGCUGUCUUACGCGAUAUCUAUAGUGACUGAUACUUGCGGAAUCUCCCAGGUCUAGAUCCCGUUACCAACUCAGCCAGCCAUCGCCUGCAGCUGCCCGCCGGAACUUGCCCUCGGUCUCUGCCCCGACUCCGACAAUGGGUUCGGCAUACAACUCCGGCAACGAUGUCCUCUCGUCCCUAAGAUACAUCCCCCAAUACUAUAACCAUGCAGACUCGCAAGCCUCGGCCCUAAGGCUGGUCCUGACCCUCAACCCCGACUGGGAGGGCCCUGGCAACAACAUUGAGUUCGUGCGAUUCACAGACGGCAUCACCAAUACUCUGCUCAAAAUCAUUAAUCGCAAACCGGAAUGGACCGAAGAGCAAAUAGACCACGAAGCAGUACUCAUGAGAGCGUACGGUAACUGUACGGAACUUAUCAUAGACCGCGAAAGAGAAAUGAACUCUCAUGCUCUACUCGCCAGCCGCGGUCUUGCCCCUGCGCUACUCGCCCGAUUCCAGAAUGGCCUGCUGUACCGGUUCCUUCGAGGCACACCCGCCAACCACCUUGAGCUGGCGCAUGCUCCUAUCUGGCGCGGUGUAGCCAGGAGGCUGGGGCAGUGGCAUGCGGUUCUGCCAAUCCAAGGGAAACCUGCGUUCCCGACGACAAAGGAGCUGCCCAUCGUGAAGAACCCAGUAGAAAUCGAGUCGGAGAUCUCAGACAAACCGGAGCCGAACGGUCCCUUGAUCCAGCCUAGACACCCGGGACCCAACCUCUGGACGGUUCUGCAAAAAUGGAUUCUCGUUCUCCCGACUGCGACAGAAGAGCAACGAGAGAGACGCCAACGCUUGCAAGACGAGCUCGAGCGCGUCGUGAAGGAGUUUGAUGACGGAAAGGGUAUUGGAGAAGAUGGGUUGGUCUUCGCUCACUGCGACCUCUUAUGCGCCAACGUAAUCGCGACAGAAGAAUCAACCGAAUCCGGACCAGACGAAGAAGUCAGAACAGUCCACUUCAUCGACUACGAAUACGCCAACCCCUCCCCCGCCGCAUUUGAUCUCGCCAACCACUUCGCAGAAUGGGCCGGUUAUGACUGCGACUACAGCAUGGUACCCACACGCCCCGUCCGACGACAAUUCCUAUCCCAAUACAUCCAGAGCUACAGAUACCACCGUGAGAUUCCGGACUCGGCACAUGAGGAGAUGGUCGACCGGUUGUAUGAGGAUGUGGAUCGGUUCCGUGGUAUUCCUGGUUUAUACUGGGGCGUUUGGGCACUUAUUCAAGCACAAAUCUCCCAAAUCGACUUCGACUAUGCCUCUUACGCCGAGAACCGUUUCGGUGAAUACUACGCCUGGCGCCGCGAACAAGACGGCAGUCGAGCCCAAGAAGGCGCAGAAAUGCCCCUUCGCGAGCGACGAUGGGCGCAGGAAGCAUAAUCGUCCUGACUUUCCUUCUCUCAAAAGUCUAAACUCGGCCGUUUCCAUUUUUCUACUUUCGACUUUUGCAAAAUUGCAUCGAUAUACAUGCAUUCAUACAUAGCCCGUUUUCGCUUUCUAAUCUCGUGAGUGUGCACGAGGGUUUCAACACUUGUCCCUCGACGAAAGGAAAACAAAACAUAAUACUUAUAUUAAUCUUCUGUACGAGUUUGUUUGUGUCUGUGUUGGUUGGGUUAGGGAGCGGAAACUGGG